This is a messenger RNA of Nelumbo nucifera (sacred lotus), 3059 nucleotides long. Its product is annotated as VIN3-like protein 1. Gene Ontology annotation, molecular function: protein binding. Gene Ontology annotation, biological process: epigenetic regulation of gene expression; vernalization response. The record is from RefSeq and is a predicted model, not a curated record. Lineage: Eukaryota; Viridiplantae; Streptophyta; Magnoliopsida; Proteales; Nelumbonaceae.
CGUUAUACGUAGCAUAUGUACGCCUCAACCACCCCAAAAGCCAAACCAGUUCGGUUACGUCGCUGCUCCCUCUCUCUCCCAUGUGACCAUCACCUCUCUCUCUCUCUCUCGCUCGUCUUCCGGUUUCUACUUCUACAUAAUCAUGUUUUAUUUAUUAAAUUAAUUUUCUUAUUUUCUUUUUCCAUAACGAGAAAGAAAGGGGGAAAAUAUAUAAAGAGGUUCAAGACUCGAUGACCUUCCACAAAAGAAUCGCCUUUCUUUGCUUCUCAGUAAAUAAUCGAAUUCAUUCCUCUAGGGUUUGAUCGAUCGGUCGAUCCAACCCCCCGGAUUCGCGUUUCCUUCGUCGCAUUCUUCAAGUGAUGAUGACUUGAGCUCUUUGCCUUAUUUGGAGGAAUGGAUUCAGAAGAUAAAGUUCUUGCCAAAGUUUUUGGCAUACAAAGCCUUUCUUCCAGUGCACAAAGCACUCCAGAAAAAAAUGGGCACUCAGAUGAUGGUCCAAGAAGUCAAGUUCUCCUCCAAGAGUAUCUCAAAGUGGGGGUAAAGAAGGAAUUGCUUCGCACAUGCUUUGACAGGGAUAAGAAACAUACGGCCUCAUCAAAAUGCAAAACAAGUGAACUUCUCAAGAUAAAUAACAAAGGAUGUAAGAACCAGGAGUCAAGAAAAACUUCUAGUCAGUCAACAUUGACCAACAAUCAUGCUCAGCCCUCUAGGAAGCAAGCAAGGAAGGGAGAAAACCCUGUUCGACUUCCACUGGCUACAGAGCUUUCUCCAGAUGUUGCUUGUUCAAACACCUGGAUCUGUAAGAACUCUGCGUGUAGAGCUGUCCUAACCUCCGACGAUACAUUUUGCAAGAGGUGCUCUUGUUGCAUCUGUCACCUUUUUGAUGACAACAAGGACCCUAGUCUUUGGUUUGUCUGCACUUCUGAAUCUGGGGAGGGGGACUCUUGUGGAUUAUCCUGUCAUAUUGAGUGUGCUCUUCAAUGCCAAAAGGCAGGGGUUGUAGAUCUAGGACAGCUGAUGCAGUUGGAUGGAAGUUACUGUUGUGCUUCUUGUGGCAAAGUAUCAGGGAUACUAGGAUCUUGGAAGAAGCAGCUGGUAAUAGCGAAAGAUGCUCGGCGUGUGGAUGUUCUCUGCUAUAGGAUAUCCUUGAGUUACCGGCUCCUUGAUGGGACUUGCAGGUUUAAGGAACUACAUGAAAUUGUGAAAGAUGCCAAGGCCAAACUUGAAAUAGAGGUUGGCUCAGUGAGUGGAGUUUCAGCCAAGAUGGCACGGGGCAUCGUUAGCAGGCUUUCAGUUGCUGGUGAUGUGCAGAAGUUCUGCUCUCUUGCAAUUGAAAAGGCAGAUGCGCGGCUAAAUACCAUUUCUAAUGCCAGCCCAUAUGAUAGAGAGGCUUCACUUCCUGCUGCUUGCAGGUUCCAGUUUGAAGAAGUAACAUCUUCCUCCCUUGUUGUUGUACUGAAAGAACUGUCAUCUGCAUCUUCGGAUGAUAUAAAGGGCUAUAAGCUCUGGUACUGUAAGAGCAGAGAAGAAUCCCACUCCAAAGACCCUAUAUGUGUCUUUCCAAGAGCUCAGAGAAGAAUUCUGAUCUCAAACCUGCAGCCUUGCACAGAAUACACCUUUCGUAUAAUCUCAUAUACAGAGGCUGGUGACUUGGGUCACUCUGAGGCAAAAUGUUUUACCAAAAGUGUGGAGAUAAUCCAUAAGAAUUCUGAUUCUGCAGCAGCCGCAGAUCGUAAGAAUGAGAAUUUGCGUGUAGAAGGAAGCUCAUCUAAUGCCAAGAGGGAUCCCAAUAUGACAACGGGAGUUGCAUCUUCCAGUUUCAAGGUCCGAGACCUUGGAAAGAUUCUACGUCUUGCUUGGGCACAAGAACAAGGCUGCUUUGAUGGGUUCUGCUGUGAUGAUGUGGAAGAAUGCUGCGGUGGGAACACUGCAAUGAAACCUGAAACAAUUGAAGAAGACCAACCAUCAGUAGUUCCACAUGAGCUUGACUUGAAUGUUGUCUCAGUGCCUGAUCUAAAUGCAGAACUAACUCCACCAUUAGAGUCCUCCAGAGAUGAAGAUAUUGGUUGCACUUCUGAGCGGAUUGUUGAGGCUGAGGACGAUGUCAUUUCUCAUGGGGCAGAGAAGAAUGGACAAGCAGGAUCAAACGGGAGUGAUGACUCCCAGACAUGGGCUGUUAGGCCUGUUAGAGAAGUUCCAGCUGUAGAGUCUCGAACAGAAUUAUCUAGGAAGCGGAAGCCUAGCACAAAUGAAGAGGCAUAUGACUGUGAUAGCACUCUAAUUAAUGGAUCGCCAUUGCGAUUCUGUAGUGGGUCUAAUCGCCUGGAUGGGAGCUAUGAGUAUUGUGUGAAGAUCAUCCGAUGGCUGGAAUGUGGGGGUCACAUUGAACAUGAAUUCAGGUUGAAAUUCUUAACAUGGUUUAGCCUUAGAUCAACCGAGCAGGAGCGUAGGGUGGUGAAUACCUUUAUUCGUACUCUGAUUGAUGAUCCAAGUAGCUUGGCAGGGCAGUUGGUCGACUCCUUUCUAGAUAUAAUUUCCAGCAAGAGGCCACGCAAUGGUUUUUGUAGCAAGCUUUGGCACUGAAGCAAGGGAACAACCAAAGUGAUGGCUUUGCUAUUUUCUUAGUAUACACUUUGCGGCAGUUAUUAAUCUGAUUGCUGUUGAUCUCUCUGUACAGGCAUUUUAUAUUCAUCUUAGGGAGCUAUUCAUUUUUACUGGGGAAAUCCGAAAUCUGUCCAGCUGAAGAUUUUGUGUUUGCUGCCUGCCUGCGGAGAUGAUUUUUAAUUGAUACAAGAGCCCCUGAACAAGAGAUUUUGUUUGUAGGGGGAGCUCUCUAUUGUUUCACAUACUUUAUAUUGACAAUUUGAAUUAAGUGGAAUUGUUUUCUAUCAUGUAGAAUUCAAAUCCCGUUUUCAAUUGUUGAUGUUAUUUAUAGAUAUUCCUUCCUGGAUAAGUUGGUAGUUGAUAUACUUUCACGGGGAUAGAUGCAUGUCACAGGAAGGUGUGGCUAUUCAUCCCAAAUGGUGGCCUUUUUUAUUUAUUUAUUUAUUUGUUUGCAA